AUGCCUGGCGAAGAAGUGUGGUUGGAUGAGGCAGUUGCGUCGGCGGGUGAGGGCCUGGCGCAGUUUGAGCUCUCGCUUGAGGAGAUGUACGCCGGUGCCGGCUCGGGCGGAUGCGCCGAGGUGAGCACGAGCAUGACGGGCGGCCUGCGGCCCCCGAUUGAGUACAAGGCGUCGUCGAGCCUCGAGGCGAUGCUGCUGACACCGCGGAUCGGUGCGGCGUCGGGAGCCGAGUUGGGCGAAGGGCCGAGCGAGGAGGCCCGUAUCCGACGGCUGGCCUUUCCGCGACGACUGCAUGCGGUGGCGUGUUCGCCGAUGUGGCCGGCUGUCUGCUUUGCCGCCGAUGGCCAGGCACUGGCUGUGGCUACCGACGGCAACUUUGGCCCGCUCACCUCGCGAUCGGCGCUCGUCCGGCGGCUCUCCGACUACGGCUUCCGCAAGCAGCGCGGCGUGGACGAGUGGCGGCAUCCUGCGUUCAACGCAGCGGAGCCUGACUUUGCAGCGAUUGUGCGGCGCGGAGUGCGGCAAGGUUCGGCCGAGGCUGCGAGCGCAGGCGAUGUGGCUGUGGCGGCCGACGCGACCGAGUGCGAUGCGCUGCGACGCUCGCUGGUGCGCGGCUAA
This is a messenger RNA of Thecamonas trahens ATCC 50062, 618 nucleotides long. RefSeq lists its product as uncharacterized. Bases 1 to 618 code for a protein of 205 amino acids. The transcript has 3 exons. The record is from RefSeq and is a predicted model, not a curated record. Lineage: Eukaryota; Apusomonadida; Apusomonadidae.